Adineta ricciae is the source of this 909-nucleotide messenger RNA. The record is from the annotation of a GenBank genome assembly. Lineage: Eukaryota; Metazoa; Rotifera; Eurotatoria; Adinetida; Adinetidae.
AUGUCAUUGACUUAUAUUGGUCAGCAAAUAACAAUUUAUGGUACUCUUUGUUAUCUGGUCACAGGCAUCGUUGGUAAUACAAUAAAUGUUUACAUAUUUUCUACUACUCGCUCUUAUCGAACGAAUCCUUCGACAUUUUAUUUUCUUAUCAAUUCAAUUCUUAACCUUGUUUACCUUCUAAUUCAUCCUACUUCUCGUAUUGCUAUAGGUGUCGGUAAUGAUUUGACACAAACAUCAACAAGUUGGUGUAAAGCACGAAACUAUGUUCUGUUCACUUUUCCUGGAAUUGUAUUAACAUGUCCAUGUUUGGCUAUGAUUGAUCAGUUUAUAGCAACAUCACGCAAUGCAAAAUUACGUAGUUUUAGUAAUAUUCAAUUGGCACGUCGUUUAAUGGUCAUUAUGUGUUUUCUAUGGGCUCUUCAUGGAGUUCCUGCUAUCUUGUUUUAUGAUAUUUCACCUGCGACAAGAAUAUGCCAAAUUACGAACAGCACUUUCCUAAAGUACAGGUCAAUAUAUUUGCUCGGUUUAACGUACGCAAUUCCAGUUUCAGUAACAAUUUUAUUUGGAUAUUUAACUUAUCGUAAUAUCCAUUCGAUCAGAGCUCUUGUUAAUCAACAUAUUGAUCGACAAAUCCUACGAAUGACAAUAUUUCAAGCUGUUCUUGUGAAUGUUUGUUUACUUCCAUAUGCAGCUAUUGUUACAUAUAAUAAUAUCACAGAAAAUGAAAUGAAAGAUACAUCUCGAGUUCUGCUUGAAAAUUUUCUUGCUUCAUUGUUUGUUUUAUGGAAUUAUGGUUAUAUUGUGGGAAAUUGUUAUGUGUUUAUUCUUUCAUCAAAAAAAUUCCGUCAAGCAGUGAAAAGCAAAGUUUUACGUUGGAGACGGCCAAAUCAAGUUAGUAUAACCGCAUGA